Molecule: messenger RNA, 2033 nt
Organism: Pelecanus crispus (Dalmatian pelican)
Lineage: Eukaryota; Metazoa; Chordata; Aves; Pelecaniformes; Pelecanidae
Source: RefSeq, a predicted model, not a curated record
CACUCCAUGCUGCCCCGUCAUGUGCAGAGGCUGGGCAGAGACUGGAUCGCCCACUGGAAUGGUUCUCAGAUGCUCACCUUGAACAGCCGAGUUUCCAGCUGUAUGAGAUGGGCUGGACAGUAUCCCUGGGCCUCGUUUCCACUUCCUGUUCCAGUUGACUUCUCAGCAAACUGGAGGCUCCCUCCGUUUUUUGGACCUUGGAGGCAAUUUCAGAACUCUAACUGGCAGCUUGAUAACUUCACACCAAGUUCUUGCUUUCACCUACCUAACCGCAGUAUGAAAUCUGAGGGAGAAGAACCAUUGACAAAGAAGAGAAGACUCAGUGGCCAGCAUGAUGCUUCAACUCCUGAAGAAGAAACAAACUUCUUAAAUCAGAAGGAAGCAUUGUGUCUUUCUGUAGCACAGAAUGAAGAAAAACAUAGCAGCAAGAAAGGAACCAUCAAAAGACACUGGGAAUAUUUCUGUCAGCACAGUAGAACAAUGAAAAUCUUUGAAAAUAAAGAAACUGACCAAAGCAAUACAGAAAGUGAGGCAAAAUUUGAUUUUACAGUCAUGUCCUACAAUAUCCUCUCACAGAAUUUGUUAGAAGAUAACUCUCACCUGUACAAACACUGCAGGAAACGAUUGUUAAUCUGGACAUACAGAUUUCCCAACAUUCUACAAGAAAUCAAACAGCUGGAUGCAGAUGUACUCUGUUUACAAGAAGUCCAAGAAGACCACUAUAGAACAGAGAUCAAGUCAAGUUUGGAAUCCCUGGGGUAUCACUGUGAGUAUAAAAUGAGGACAGGGAGAAAACCUGAUGGCUGUGCUAUCUGCUUCAAAACUUCCAAAUUUAGCCUGAUCUCAUCAAACCCUGUGGAAUUUUUUCGCCAUGAUAUUCCCCUUUUGGACAGGGACAACGUUGGACUGGUGUUGCUUUUGCAGCCUAGAUUUGACUCUAAAACUAAUGCUCCAAUCUGUAUAGCCAAUACACAUCUGCUGUAUAACCCAAGGCGAGGGGACAUCAAACUGACCCAACUUGCAAUGCUCCUGGCAGAGAUUGCUAGUGUUGCCCCUCAGAAGGAUGGUACCUUCUGUCCAAUUAUCAUCUGUGGUGACUUCAAUUCUGUUCCUGGUUCUCCGUUGUACAGAUUUGUAAAGGAAGGAAAGUUAAAUUAUGAAGGACUUGCUAUAGGGAAGGUCUCUGGACAAGAACAGUUUCCAAGGGGACAAAGAAUCUUAUCUAUUCCAAUUUGGCCAAAAAAAUUAGGUAUUUCGCAAAACUGUGUAUAUGAAAUAAAACAGCAACGAAAAGAAGAAAAUGCAGGAGAAAAAUUGGAAGCAGCAAAACUGGACAACACUCAGGAGAUUGUAAUAGCAUCUGAAAAGUUGUCUUCAAAAUUGCAGCACCAUUUUAAAUUGUCUUCAGUCUAUUCUCAUUACUUUUCUGAAACUGGGAUACCAGAAGUAACAACUUGUCACUCCCGAAGUGCUGUCACUGUGGAUUAUAUUUUCUAUUCUGCAGCAAAUGAUGAUACUGCUGCCCAGCCAGGAGCAGAGGAUUCUUUUCAUGGAGGUCUGAAACUUCUUGGCAGGCUGGCGCUUCUAACAGAGCAAGAUCUUUGGACUGUUAAUGGUCUUCCCAAUGAAAAUAACUCUUCUGACCACCUACCAUUGCUAGCAGAGUUCAGGCUUAUUGAAUGGUAAUAUCCAAAGGACUUCUUGUGUAGGCAAAGUUACCUUCACCUUCUCUCUUCAUGUGAUGAUGAUUAUUAUUUUUUUAAAGGUUAAUUCAAGCACUGCUGGUCCGGUUUAAAUAAGUUUGCAUGCAUGCUGAUUUGUCAGUGUUGUGUAAAGUAGACUUUUUAAAGAGACCUUUUUUUUUAAAUGUUUAAAUUGCUUUAUGAAGUCUUCAAGGAAAAAAGAAAAGAUUUUACAUUAGCUUCCUCUUUGAUAAAGGAGAACAUCUGUGCCAGUCUCAAAAUGGCAUUAUUUUUCACAGAGAUGCUGUAAAUGGUUUUUAUUAUAAAUCGUAGUAAAACAUUAUUCUCUGA